Messenger RNA from Haliotis rubra (blacklip abalone), 1305 nucleotides. RefSeq names its product putative ferric-chelate reductase 1. The transcript has 5 exons. Bases 125 to 736 code for a protein of 203 amino acids. The record is from RefSeq and is a predicted model, not a curated record. Gene Ontology annotation, molecular function: oxidoreductase activity, acting on metal ions. Lineage: Eukaryota; Metazoa; Mollusca; Gastropoda; Lepetellida; Haliotidae.
CGCUCAUCUGGUCGUUAUUGCGAAAGGGUAACCCGGCUAUAUAACCUGUUCCCAUUCAAGAACCAGCAUCACUGUCACUGAGUCACGGACUGGAGACGCUGUUUAACUGUGGAUCUGAACGAACAUGAAGAUGGCUGUGUACACCCUCCUCGCUAUCGCCUGUGUCCUGCCCACUCUGGUCCUUGGCUAUUCUGCCGGAGCCGGGAAGUCAGCCUGCAUCAACCUCACUCCUAAUCACGACAACACCACCGCCCAGAACUCAACCGCGCCAUACACGCUCACCGUGAAUACAACCUCCAUCAUAGAGGGAGGGGUGGUUACAGUUACUCUGGAAACAACAGCCGCCGGUGGAUACUUCGAGGGUUUCCUGGUCCAAGCCCGCUGUACCAAGUGUACCACUGCCGACACGGCCAUAGUGCCCGGGACAUUUGCCAAGUACAACGCCUCUGAUGAUACCAUUAAAACAAUGGACUGUGAAAAUGUAGCCAAGAACGCCAUCACCCACACAAGUGAAGCAAAGCAGAACAAUACCAUGUUCACCUGGACGGCGCCGACUGAUUACGACGUGAAACAGGGCAUCCAGUUCAGAGCUGUGAUUGUGAAGAGUAAACUAACAUGGUGGAACACGGUGAUGUCUGCCGAGAUCAGCGUCUCCAAACCCACCGGUUCCUCAUCACAGUCUGUACUGGGGAUGGGUGUUUUCAUUGUCUCCAUCACAGCGUCUCUCUUACUGUAGGAGUUCACUGGUGUCUGUCACAUCAAAAAGCAUCUUUAUAUAUAUAUUGUUUUGUCUUGUCUACUUUUAGCAAGAAGGAAAUUGAGUAAUUUCGGCAAUGUGUUUUGAUUCUGCCGGUCAAGAUCGGCAUGCCUCGAUAAGUGACCAUAAAUCUUUUGAAUUUACGCUUUAUGUAAAUCUAUAUUUGAAUGUAAACUGUAUUAAACAGAUACUAGCAAUGUAUAUCCCCAAACAGCUUUGUCAAUUUGGAUUCGUCUACGAAACUUUCAAAACGUCAAGAAAACUGUGAUUUAUAUGAAAAUGAAGUGUUGAGUACAACCAUAUUUCUAACAGAAGAUGAAAGUCAUGUACUGACUUAUUGCCCAUGUGAUGCAGUAGAACGUAACUUGCAGGAGUGAAGAACUUUUUUUAAAUCAGUAUUGAUCGCAGAAAUAUUAUAUUCAUAUUCAAAUUAAUAUAUGUUCCUUAAACUGUCAUUUUGUCACAAAAAUGAGAUAUCAAAAUGAGCUCAUAUAUACUAUGGACCAGAUAGCCUUGAAUUCUAAAUAAACCAUUUUGCAGUAAGUCAA